This is a messenger RNA of Conger conger (European conger), 6106 nucleotides long. It is a transcript of the gene xdh, whose product is annotated as xanthine dehydrogenase. The record is from RefSeq and is a predicted model, not a curated record. The coding region runs from base 74 to 4102 and encodes 1342 amino acids. Gene Ontology annotation, molecular function: FAD binding; xanthine dehydrogenase activity; iron ion binding. The transcript is spliced from 36 exons. NCBI's taxonomy places the organism in Eukaryota, Metazoa, Chordata, Actinopteri, Anguilliformes, Congridae.
AGGAGGCACGCUGUAUCUGUCUGUGACCGUGAACUGUAUACGAUUGAGCAUUUUAAACCAUAUCAUCGGCAAAAUGUCUAUGGUUUCGGAUUCCUUUGGAGACGAAUUAGUUUUCUUUGUAAACGGGAAGAAGAUUGUGGAGAGGAAUGCAGAGCCAGAGAUGAGUCUCUUGACGUACCUCAGAAGAACAUUGGGUCUUACAGGAACCAAACUUGGCUGUGCAGAAGGUGGCUGUGGGGCCUGUACUGUGAUGGUGUCCAAGUUUCACGUAUACCAGAACCGGAUUGUUCACCACUCUGUAAAUGCCUGUCUGGCUCCAAUCUGUUCCCUCCACUACUGUGCUGUCACCACCGUUGAGGGCAUCGGGAGUGUAGCCACUAAGCUGCACCCAGUUCAGGAGCGCAUUGCCAAGGCUCAUGGUUCGCAGUGUGGGUUCUGUACCCCAGGAAUCGUCAUGUCCAUGUACGCCCUCCUGAGGAACAGCCCAUACCCCUCCAUGCUGGACAUAGAGGAGGCUUUUCAAGGCAAUUUGUGUCGGUGCACUGGGUACAGACCAAUACUGGAGGGGUACAGGUCAUUUGCCAAAGAUGGCGGCUGCUGCUCAGGGAAACGAAAAACAAAUGGGUGCUGCAUGGAUAAGGAGGACAAGGAGGAGUACAUGAAUGGACAUUCCAUUUCACAGCUAUAUGACCCAUCAGAAUUCAUGCCUCUGGACCCAACACAAGAGCUCAUAUUCCCUCCAGAACUAAUGAAUUUAGAGCGGAAACCUCAGAGACAGCUGCGGUUCAAAGGGGAGCAGGUCCUAUGGAUUCAGCCCACUUCCCUCCCAGAACUCCUGGACCUCAAGGCACAAUAUCCUACAGCCAAGUUAGUGGUCGGUAACACAGAAGUUGGUAUUGAGAUGAAAUUUAAGAACCUUGUGUAUCCUGUGAUUCUGGCUCCAGGCUUAAUCCCUGAAUUGAACAAAGUCCAGCAUACUGAGAGUGGAAUUGUGUUUGGAGCUGCCUGCACUCUGACCCAGCUGGGGGAUGUGCUUCGUGACAGCAUGAGAGACCUCCCUUCUCACCAGACCGAAAUUUUCCAGGCAGUGCUGGAGCAGAUGCACUGGUUUGCUGGGCGGCAGAUCCGAAAUGUUGCUGCUAUAGGUGGAAACAUAAUGACUGCCAGUCCCAUUUCCGACCUCAACCCUGUGUUCAUGGCUGCUGGCUGCAAGCUCACACUACAGUCCAAAGGAGGCAAACGAAUCCUUCAGAUGGACGACAAAUUCUUUACGGGCUACAGAAGAACAGCUAUAAAAUCAGAUGAGAUUCUGCUCUCCAUAGAGAUCCCUUACACAAAGAAGGGCCAGUACUUCUCUGCUUUCAAACAGUCCCAACGUAGGGAGGAUGACAUUGCCAUAGUAACCUGUGGAAUGAAUGUUGUGUUUGAAGAGGACACUAACACUGUGAAAGACCUCCGGCUCAGCUACGGAGGAAUGGCACCAACUACUGUGAUGGCCAAGACCACCAGCAACCAGUUGAUUGGGAGGACAUGGAGUGAAGAGCUGAUGCAAGAAGCCUGUUCACUAUUGGCUGCGGAAAUGACCCUUGACCCUUCUGCCCCUGGUGGGUUAGUUACAUACAGGUGUAUACUGACGAUCAGCCUCUUCUUCAAAUUCUACCUCACUGUCCAGCACAAGCUUGCGAACAACCUCAAAACAGAGGGUAUUCUUGUUGAAGAUUUGAGGCCUGACUAUGCCAGUGCUGUCAAGCUCUUCCACAAAGAACUGCCUUCCAGUGUCCAGAUCUACCAGGUGGUGCCCCCAGGGCUGAUUGAGAACGAUGUUGUGGGACAUCCUGUAAUGCACCUGUCUGCAUUGAAGCAGGCCACAGGGGAGGCGGUCUACUGCGAUGACAUCCCGCACUAUGAAAAUGAGCUUUAUUUGGCUCUUGUCACCAGUACCAAAGCGCACGCCUAUAUCCAGUCUAUUGAUGAAACAGAGGCCUUGGCUCUUCCUGGAGUGGUCACCUUCCUCUGUGCCAAGGAUAUUCCCGGCAGCAACGUUACAGGACCUGCAGUCUAUGACGAGACUGUCUUUGCUGAUGAGAUGGUCACAUGCGUGGGUCACAUAGUGGGAGCCAUUGUUGCAGACACACAGAGCCAUGCUCAGAGGGCAGCCAAGGCUGUGAAGAUAUCCUAUAGGGAGCUGAAGCCCAUUGUCACAAUUCAGGAAGCAAUUUCCUGUAAAUCAUUUUACCAGCCUGUAAGAACCAUUGAGAGAGGGAAUCUUGUCCAAGGGUUUCAAGAGGCAGAUCACAUAUUGGAAGGAGAAAUACAUGUUGGAGGACAGGAGCACUUCUACUUGGAAACACACUGCACUUUGGCAGUUCCAAAGAGAGAGGAUGGGGAGAUGGAGCUGUUUGUAUCCACACAGUCCAUUGCUAAGACACAGCAACUGGUUGCCAAAGCUCUUGGAGUGCCAGCCAACAGGAUUGUCUGCAAAGUGAAGAGAAUGGGUGGUGGCUUUGGGGGCAAGGAGAGCAGGAGCACUAUUCUGUCAACAGUGGUCGCCCUGGCAGCACACAAAUUGAAAAAACCUGUUCGCUGUAUGCUGGACCGUGAUGAAGACAUGCUGGUCACAGGGGGGCGGCACCCAUUCUUUGGACAAUACAAGGUUGGUUUCAUGAAGAAUGGAAGGGUAACUGCUCUAGAUGUGACCUAUUACAGCAAUGCUGGAAACUCUGAGGAUCUCUCACUCUCUAUUAUGGAGAGAGCACUGUUUCACAUGGAUAACUCCUAUAACAUCCUUCACAUUCGGGGGACUGGUUAUAUCUGCAAGACAAACCUUCCCUCCAACACAGCAUUUCGAGGAUUUGGUGGCCCCCAAGGCAUGAUGGUGACAGAGACCUGGAUGAGUAAUGUGGCUCUGCGGUGUGGCCUUCCUGCCGAACAGGUGCGCAGGAUUAACAUGUACAAAGAAGGUGACACGACGCCCUUCAACCAAUGCCUGGAGCAGUUCACCAUUAACCGCUGCUGGGAUGAAUGCCUCAGCAUUUCGGACUACCAUCAACGCUUGGUGCAAAUUGAGCAGUUCAACAAACAGAACCGCUGGAAGAAGCGAGGAAUUAGCAUCAUCCCUACCAAAUUUGGGAUUGCCUUCACAGCUCUGUUCCUCAAUCAGGCAGGGGCUCUGGUCCAUGUGUACACUGAUGGCUCUGUUCUGCUCACUCAUGGUGGAACAGAGAUGGGACAGGGACUGCACACCAAAAUGGUCCAGGUGGCAAGUAAGACUCUUGGCAUCCCCAGCUCGAAGAUUUACAUCUCAGAGACUAGCACCAACACAGUGCCCAACACCAGUCCAACUGCAGCAUCCGCCUCCUCUGACCUUAAUGGAAUGGCUGUUUAUAAUGCCUGUCAGACUCUAAUUCAACGCCUGGAGCCUUACAGGACCAAGAACCCGAAAGGCAGCUGGGAAGACUGGGUGAGAGCUGCUUACUUUGACCGCGUGAAUUUAUCUGCAAAUGGUUUUUACAAAACUCCUGAUCUGGGGUAUAACUUUGUGACAAACCAAGGAAGACCAUUUAACUACUUCAGCUAUGGUUGUGCCUGCUCAGAGGUGGAAAUAGACUGUCUGACUGGAGACCACAUGAAUCUUCAUACAUCCAUUGUUAUGGAUGUUGGCAAGAGUCUCAAUCCAGCCAUUGACAUUGGACAGAUAGAGGGGGCAUUCAUGCAGGGUGUGGGCCUCUUCACCCUGGAGGAGCUGCGCUAUUCCCCCCAAGGGGUCCUGUUCACUCGGGGUCCUGGCAUGUACAAGAUCCCCGCUUUCGGUGACAUUCCAACUGAAUUCAAAGUGUCCCUGCUCAGGGAUGCUCCGAAUGACAAGGCCAUCUUCUCCUCAAAGGCUGUAGGCGAACCACCACUAUUUCUGGCAGCCUCUGUGUUUUAUGCCAUUAAAGAAGCCAUCGGAGCGGCCAGGGCAGAGUCUGGCCUCAGUGGUCCUUUCAGGCUGGACAGCCCCGCAUCACCAGAGAGGAUACGAAAUGCUUGCGAGGACAGCUUUACCAAACUGUGUCCCGCCGUGGAUCCUGGCACAUUCACACCCUGGGCUGUCCAGGUGUAAGGGAGAGCAGAAGGGGGAUUCCCUCCCUUCACAUCGUCAGACAAUCUGCUAUCUUCUAUGCAAUCAGCUACGUUCAGGAGUACUUGGCCCUUGAGCUGCUCAGUAUGGUCAUUUGCAUUUCUAUUAGAAUUUUUUCUAGUGAAACUGAUUCUGGAUUAAUUGCUGUAGCAUGACAGGUCAGCUGUCCCUAGUAUAGUAUAUAUGUAAGAGUGAAAUGGAAAGGCUUGUAUCUUUGUGCCUGUAUUUAUAUUUUUUGCCUGAAUGUGAGGUGCAGAGGCCUCUACUGGCAAAGGAACAGCUAUAAACACUACUAACAAGGUUGUAGGUACAGGUAUAGCUGAAGCUAGGCUACUACAUACACUGCAUUACUGUAUUCCACAGAGUUUUGACAAAGCAAGAUACAUCUGGGAUGUGGUAACAAAAGCAAGUUCAUUUUGUCUCACUGAAACAGGAAUUAUCUCAUCAUCAGUGACAUAAUUCCAUCCUUAUUUGUUAAGGUUAUGUUCCACCGAAAACACAUAUUUGGUCUUCCAGAUCAUCUCAGUGGUACAUACUUCAAUUAUCAUGAGGUAUGGACUUGAAAAAUACAUUCAGACAAAAUAUGUAAACUAGUGCAUUUGCAUACAUUAUUCAAGAUGGCGGAAAUUACAAAUUAGAAUUUUUGUAGCAGUCUAUAAUCUGGACCAAGUAAGAUAUCUUCAUAAUUAUUUUAGAUUCUAAAUCAGAUGUUUGAAGAUUGUUUUGAGCUAUUUUUUUAGCACCAGUACCCAAUCGCAAUGUUUCUAAAAUCUUUCUACAAAUUUAGAAUUUUGAAAAUGAUAAAAUUUCAGGAUCUAACAAUGAGAUUUGUGAUGCUGUACCCACCCCUGAAGCUUAUAACAAGAAAAUAAUUGCCUUAAAACACUUUCCUGGAUAUGGAGUAAAGUUUCAUGAUGAUAGGAUGACUAUGCACUGAGGAAAAUGGUCCUGUAAUUUCAUCUAAAAUCAGGUUUUGAGAAAAUCGACUCCAAAGAUAGAAAUGGUAAAUAAUUAUACUAAUUUCACCAUACACAUGGCGUAAUUGUGGUAUUUUCCUGAAAGUUUAAUUAUGCUUUUGACAAUUUGGAUUUUAGUAUUUCGUUAGAUAUACAUCUAGAGUAUGUAUUUGAAUGGCCUGGUCCAUCAGUGGUAAUGAUAAUAUCUUGAAAUGAAUUUUGCAAGAAUAAUUGUUCCCCUUCACUUGUGUGCUGUAUUUUCUUUGAGUUAUUUGUAAUGGCACAGCAAAUUUGUUAAGCCUAUAUGUUAUGAGAAUAUCAUUGAAACGGACUUCUGCAGUACACAAUAUCAACUUUUUUAGUAAAUGACUAUUACAAUGUAUUUUAUAUCCUGUACGAGUAGUACCAUCCACUGGUGUCUUGGUACUGCCUGCAUGCCAUGAAUGUCAUCUGAUCACAUUUAUAUUUUCCUCACAACUAUUAAAUACACUCAGGUAUUGCUUUAUUAGGUAUUUAUUAGACUUUUUUUCAGUUUGAACCAGUCUGACCAUUCUCCUUUGUCUAACCCCUGUCAUUAAAAAGGCAUUUUCACCCACAAACUGCCACUCACUGGACAUUUUUGUUCUUCUCUAAACUGGAAAAUCACCUGAAAAUCUCAGAUCACCACCAGCUUUUGAGAUACUCAAUUCACCCCUAACACCAACAAUAAUUUAACAGUUAAAAGUCUCUUAGAUCACAUUUCUUCCCCAAUCUCAUGUUUGAUCUGAACAGAAAAUUAAUCUCUUGACCAUGACUACAUAUUUUUAUCCAUUGAGUUGAUGCCACAUCAUUAUACAUUAUAUAUUUGCAUUAACAAGCUGUUGUGCAGGUCUACCUAAUAAAGUGAUCACUGAGUGUAUAUUACACAGUUUAUUACCAUGUCUCUCAGGUUCUGUGAUUUUAUGUGUAAUCAUCACCAAUGCAUAUUCGCUCAAGAUUUUGGACAUAUGUACUUUUGCAUCUUGGAAUAAACUUACAUGUAUCUCAACAA